AUGUAGAACAAGAAACGGAAAUUCCCUCCAAAACACAAAACAAUGGGGCAGUUUCAGUUCCCUUUCCAGCAAAAAAUUUCAACACUAAAACCUUGUUGUUACUCCUUCGCAUCAUCCCCUAUCGCUUCUCAUUACCCUUUCCCAAGUUCCCUUACCGUUCCUCCUCGUCGCUUUUCUCAUCCAAAGCUCACCGUGCCCACUAAUUCUUCAUAUGUCCUUCGCUCUCUCCGUGCCGCCCCGUCUCGUUUUGUUUGCAAAAGCAAUGGAUCAGAUAUGACAAGGCAGCUGGAACUUGGGAAGCCAGAAGAAAGAAGGAAACCGGAGAAGCGCGUUAAUGGGAUAUUCUGGAUUAUACUUAUCAAUCUCGGAAUGUUUGUAGCAGAUCACAUUUUUCAGGUUCGCAGCAUUAAAUCUCUUUACUUGUAUCAUAAUUGGCCUGCUUGGUACCAGUUUGUGACAGCAACAUUCUGCCAUGCUAGCUGGGAACAUCUUUCAAGCAAUCUUUUUUUCUUGUACAUUUUCGGGAAGCUUGUUGAAGAAGAGGAAGGAAACUUUGCAUUGUGGCUCUCUUAUAUUCUUACGGGUGUUGGAGCAAAUCUUGUUUCAUGGUUAGUUUUGCCCAGAAAUGCAGUUUCUGUUGGAGCUUCUGGUGCUGUUUUUGGACUAUUUGCAAUCAGUGUCCUUGUAAAGAUAACCUGGGAUUGGAGGAAGAUUCUUGAAGUGCUUAUAUUGGGCCAGUUUGUUAUAGAGAAGGUAAUGGAGGCAGCUCAAGCGUCAGCAGCUAUGACAGGCCCUUUUCGUGGAGGCUACCCAGUGCAGACUGUCAAUCACAUUGCGCAUCUCUCUGGUGCCCUUGUUGGUGUGGUUUUGGUAUGGCUUGUCAGCAGAAUUCCUUCUCCUCCAGAUCAUGAAGGGCAAACUUCGCAAGGGAAAUCAGGCAAAAUUCGAUAGGAGAAUUCGUACUUUGUAUGUACAAGUAGUGUGUAUACAUGAAAGGAAUCCAAGAUGUGAUUUUUAUCUUCAUUCUUGUGCUAAUUUUAUACGUUGGAGAUCUCUGAAUUGUAUAGCACAAUAUAAAAUUAAAACUCAUCAAAUAACAUAGCAGAUUUUCGUUUU
Molecule: messenger RNA, 1116 nt
Organism: Populus trichocarpa (black cottonwood)
Lineage: Eukaryota; Viridiplantae; Streptophyta; Magnoliopsida; Malpighiales; Salicaceae
Product: rhomboid-like protein 11, chloroplastic
Exons: 7
Coding region: 43-951 (302 amino acids)
Cellular component (GO): membrane
Molecular function (GO): serine-type endopeptidase activity
Source: RefSeq, a predicted model, not a curated record